AUGCCCUCGUCAUCCUCGACUCGCUCGCGCAUCCCCCGCUCGACAGGCGCGACAGGCGCGAACGAGAACGUCCCACCGGUGCCGAGUCUCGCGGGCAAGUCGGCCAGCCUUGCGGGUGCGAAGGGAGGAUCGCUCAAGAUCUCGAAGAUCCCCCUUGUCCCCUCCAUCGCGUCAAAUACGGCGAACGGCGGUGGACGCACUCUCAGGAAGACUGUUUCUCAGGCGACGAUCGUGAUCCGACGCGACUCGCCUUCGGGAGACGAGCAGGACGCGCCGAGUGCCGGUCGAGACGAGCAGACGUCCGGAUUGAAAGUCCGCUUCGAUGAGGCUGAGGACGACCAGGAGCAGAUGCCCACGCCGCCCAACUCGCAGAGCCCGCCGAGGGAGAAGACGACUGCCGCAGGAAAGGGAAAGGGCAAGGCGGAGCUUCUGGCACCCACUUUAAGCCAGCUGUCCCAACCUCACUCGUCAGGCAAAUCGACUACCGCCGCCUCACGCCGCACAUCUCGCUCGCCCAUUCCUCCCGGUCCCUCUCAUGCCCCUCAAGUUCUCGCAGCCCGUCGUCGCUCUUCCGUCUCCCCUCUCCCUCCUACCGUCACCGCAUCGAUCGCUGCACCCGGCCCCUCUGCCUCGCAGCCCUCCCAAUCCUCCCGCCACACCCGCGCCCGUCCUCGACCCUCCGAAACCCUCCCCGUCGCAAUCGUCAUCUCCUCCGACGACGAAUCAGAGCCGGACGAGCUCCUCCUUCUCCCCGCUGACAAGUUGAGGGGUAGAGGGGAGGGGAAACAGAGGGUUUGGAGGGCUCAUGCGCGCGAGAUGAGUGCGAGGCCGGUUGAGGCGUUGAGGGGGUCGAGGAAGGGCGUGAAGAAGGAGAUGAGUGUGGAGCGGGAGCUUGAGGGACAGGCGACGACGAGUCAGCCGUCUCCCGCUUCGCUUGCUUGGGACUCAGAACCCGUCCCGGCAUUCCAGCCUCUCGCUUUCGACGACAACUCUGCCGCGCCGAGCUUCGACCAGUCCGCACCAGCGGAAACGGAGCAGGUUGACGGCUACGGCGCAGACCUGGGCGGCUUCGACGGUCACAACUUCGACUUCGACGCAAACCCGAUCCAGUUCGGCGAGACAGCCGUCGAGCAGCCUGCCGAGGACGCAGCAGUGGACGGCGAGAACGUCGAACCGCAGAAUGUCGAGCACGUUCAGCAGGACCAGUUCCUCGACUUGCAGGAGCAAUCCUCGGGCUCGGACGGCGAAGGCGGCGCAGAGCCUGCGGAGGAGAUGCAACUCUCGCCCGCUCGUUCGACAAUCAUGGCCGACGCCGCAAACUCGGACGUCUCGACCGAUGACGAAGCCGAGGCGGAGGAGGUCGACGCGCCCACCUCGUCCUUCUUCCAUCCUUCCGCGUCGGUGCGCCGCGCUCGCCCUUCGUACCCGCCACUUCCGCCCAAUCGUACUGGCCAGUACGACUUGAUCGUCCCCGUUCGACUCGACAGUUCGCCUGUCCGUGGCGCUUCUGUUGCUCGCGAGGCGGAGACUCAGGAGAAGGAAGAGCUCGUUGCAGAGGAGAAGCGGGGUCGACCGGCUCGUGACUGGAGAAGAGACAGUGUGGAGCAGGAAGAGGGAGAUGUCUUUGGUGCUGCGCCUGUCGAGACGGGGCAGGCUGUCGAGGCGGAAGUCGAAGAAGAGGAGGUCAAGCUCGAGGAGCUUUCGCAGGAGGUGCCGGCUGCGGUCGAGUCUAGACGCCAGGUGUCCACAGGACCGGCUGCAUCGUCUGCGUCGACACAAGCCUACGUCCCCGUCCUGCCCGCCCUCCUCCGUCCCGCCACGCUCUUCUCUCCCUUCCGUUCGCCCUCGCCCGCGCCCUCCUUCGCCUCCCGCCACCAACCAAAUUUCGCCUCCCCGAAGCUCCCUCGCGAACGCUUCCCCUCCCUCGCUCCCUCCUCACACGCCGCCUCACCCGCUCCCCUCCCUCCCUCCUCCGCAAAAGCCUGGACUCGCGGACCCGCUUUCUUCCGCUCCAGCUCGUUCUCGCCUCCCCCUCAUGCGGGGCUGGCGCGCACUGCGACGCUGUAUGAGCGGAAUCCGAGGCUGAGAGGCGGAGACGUGGAGCAGAGUAGGGAGUAUCACCAGUUUGCGGGGUUGGAUGCGUCGAGUCCGAUGGUUGAGUCGGUCAAGGCUGUCGAGGAGGAUGUUGGAGGAAGCGGCGACGGCAGCGAGGAGGACGAGGAUGACGAGGAAGUCGUGCUCGUUGGCCAGGAGUCGCAGACGCUUGAGCGCAGCAGGUCGCAGAGCGCCAUGCCGGACGCUUCGCCUUCUCCUCCCGCCCUCGACGCCAGACCAGCUGAGUCACCUUCGCCAGUCGAGGAGACUCAGGAGCUGGACGCCGUCGACAACGACGAGCGGAUGGCUUCGCCCGCCGCCUCGAUGCGCUCGUUCGCCUCGCCUGCUCGCUCCGCGAACGGCGACGUCCUGAUGUCUUCGCCCGCCGCUUCAAUCCGCUCGGUCGUCAUGGCGUCGCCUCUGCAGGACCGCAGGCAGCAGGAGUCGACACCGGCGUCGAGGAAGGGCAAGGAACGAGCGUCCCUUUCGCCGUUGCGGAGUGUCGGCGGCAGCCCUCUCAAGGCGCGGAUAGGCGAGUUUGUCGAGGGCAGUCGGACAAAGCUGCAGGGUUUGCUGUUUGGACCUCGCGCUUCGACGCUGCGAGCGGAAGACGAGUCUACGGCUGCAGACGAGCAGGCCGCCUCGCCAUCUGCCGACCCUGCACAAGGCGAGAAGGCUCAGUCUACCGAACACGAGGAGGACGAGCCAUUCUCGCGACCCUAUCUCCACCCGCAAACGCGAACACUCGCGCCCGAUUCAACCUUCCCGACCCUCUCACACUCUCGCUCGAACGCCUCCCUCGCUUCGAACACCUCCACUCGUUCGCAACGUCGUCGCAGGCCAUCGCACCCGAGUCUGCCGGUCAUAGAAGUCUCCUCGACCGACGCCCGUGCUGCAGCUCGUGCGGCUGCCAUCCUCAAGGUCCACCACAAGUAUGUCGAGCAGGGCAUCGAGUCGGUUCCAACGGAGAAGGGUGACGCAAGCGAGGAGCAGCGCGCUGAGGAGGAAGACGAGGAAGAGGAGGAGGAGCUGCGCACGCUGCUGCUCGACGCCGAGGACGAAGUUCGCGACCAGAACCCCCGCGGCAAGUCGCCCGCCGUCGCCACUUCUACGGAUGCUCAGCCCGUCAAGGAUAUCGCAACGCCCGCACGCAGCGAGCGCGACUCGACGGCGGGUCUCUCGAGCGUUGUCGGCGAACGCUGGACCUCGCAGGAGUGGCGGCGCCUCGAACAGACACUCGUCGAACUCGGCCGCCGUCAGCGCAGGGGCACCAGUGUCGCCUCCGUCUCCAUGACGAGCGAGUCGAUCGCUGCAGCAUCCGUUGUCGGCGAGGAUGUCGAGACGGAAGACGUCGUGGAGGCUUUCUUGCGGAAGUGGGGAGUCUCGCGCGAUGAGUGCGUCGGCGAGUGGGCUUGGGACAAGCUUGUCGUACGCGUUGAUGCGCUCAAGGCUCGUCGUGCCAAGGAUGCUCGUUCCCGCCGAGGCGCAUCCUCUGCAUCUAGUGCCCGACCCCUCCCCGCCGUCGAGCAACCUCGCAACGAGCCGCUCGAAGCUGAGCUUCGCCGUGCCUCAUCGCCGGUCGAGCAGGAAGACAACCAGGAGGACACGCCCGAGUCGCUCGACAGCGUAAAGGCGGAACCGACGAGCGACGACGAGCGCCAGUCCGUAUCGUCGAGAGACGAGGAAGGAGAGUCGAGUUCGGCAGACGAACACGACGAGACCUUCUUCGCUUCGUCAUCGUCCCGCCGGGAACGCCGUACCCGCCGCGAGUCCAUCGAGGCUGUCUACCUUCCCACGGCUCUCGCCAAUCCCGCCUUGCGCCACCUCUACGACGACACGCCGCCGGAGAAGCCCAAAGUACCUGUUCAGGACACGACGCGCGACGGAUCGCCUUCUCCAGGAUCUGAUGCGGAUGCGUCUGGUUCGGCGGGAUUGCGCGAGUCGACCUCGGCUCAGCCCGACGCUCCGCCGAGCAAAUCGCCCGGCUCUGCGUCGCGCCUGUUCUCCUACCUCGGCUCUUUCGUUCGCCGCUCUCCCGCUCCAUCGCCCUCCUCGACACGCGCCACGGCUGCCACUUCUGCCUCUGCAUCGCCCGAGCCAGAGAUGCAGCAGGUCAAGCUGUCAUCCACUCUCGUCACCCCGCAGUUUGCGGAGACGUCGAAGCCGUACCCGCCCAUCCCGUCCGCCAUCUCGGGCAAGCCGCUCCCUCACCUCAAGGACCGCAAGAUCCUCCCUCUUCCGCCUUCGCACUUCGCUCGAGAUGCGGACGCCUCUGACGACAUGUUCUCUCCCGUUGCGACGACUUCGCGGGUUACGCUCGAUGAAGAAGCGGACGCCUCGACGCUCGCGCUCGGCAGUCAGCCUACCCGUCGGCGUCGCUCGUCGGGCAACGGCGAACGCAGUCGUGUCUGGGACGUCGUCAACGCUAUCGAGGAAGCCGAGUCGUCGCGCGAGGAGGAAGAGUCCCGGAUCAUCGAGCUCCUCCAGACGAGCGGAGGCGGCGCCAAACGUCGCGCAGCGGGCGGGGACUUGCGCCAGCAGGAAGGCGACGACCCUAAGGGCAAGGGCAAGGCGAAGGAGUGGGAAUGGCGGAAGUUUGUCGAGAUUGACAAGGAGCUGCAGCGGACGAUGAUUCCGACGGGGACGAGGGCGCUCGACAGGCGGGUCAGCGGCGAGCGGAGGGCCUCGAGGCGAUGA
Rhodotorula toruloides NP11 is the source of this 4791-nucleotide messenger RNA. RefSeq lists its product as uncharacterized. Bases 1 to 4791 code for a protein of 1596 amino acids. The record is from RefSeq and is a predicted model, not a curated record. The transcript has 3 exons. Lineage: Eukaryota; Fungi; Basidiomycota; Microbotryomycetes; Sporidiobolales; Sporidiobolaceae.